Molecule: messenger RNA, 5345 nt
Organism: Astyanax mexicanus (Mexican tetra)
Lineage: Eukaryota; Metazoa; Chordata; Actinopteri; Characiformes; Acestrorhamphidae
Gene: dachd
Product: dachshund d
Exons: 11
Coding region: 370-2166 (598 amino acids)
Source: RefSeq, a predicted model, not a curated record
UCCUCCUGUCAUUCUCUCUCUCUCUCUCUCUCUCUCUCUCUCUCUCUCUCUCUCUCAAUCUUUGAUGAUUGUCCCACCGCGCAGAGACAGACCCGCUUUCUCUCUCUCUCUAUCUAUCUUCCCACACCACCUCGCCUUUUUUCCCAGCCUAUUUUUUCUCUCUCUCUCUUUUUAUCUCUCUUUUUCUUUUUCCUCCUGCUCCUGUUCCACUUCUCCGCGGACUUGAGAAGCUGUGGAUUUCCUCGUGUCCUCCUCUCAGAUAAACUCAGAUACUUUUUGUGUGUUGUUGUGGUUUAGUGGUUUGUUUUGUAUUAGUCCUCCUGCCCCGCUCCACGCGCUGAACUUGCACUCACUCGCCGGGUGAAAACCAUGGCCGUCCCGGCUGCUCUGAUCCCCCCGUCCCCUCUGGUGGUCCAGCCGUCUCCCAUCUCCGCCUCGUCCUCGGUCAGCACGUCUUCGCCCUCGGCCACUUCUUCCUCUCCCUCGCCGUCCGUGCCGCCGCCCCCGUUCCGGCCGGAGCUGCUCGCUACCAGCAGCCCGGGCGUCCCUCUGCCCGCCAAGCCCGUGUACUCGACCCCGUCGCCCGUAGAAAACACGCCGCAGAACAACGAGUGCAAAAUGGUCGAGCUGCGGGGCGCCAAGGUGGCCUCGUUCACGGUGGACGGCUGCGAGCUCAUCUGCCUCCCGCAGGCGUUCGACCUGUUCCUCAAGCACCUGGUCGGCGGGCUGCACACCGUCUACACCAAGCUCAAGCGCCUGGAGAUCACGCCGGUGGUCUGCAACGUGGAGCAGGUCCGCAUCCUGCGCGGGCUCGGCGCCAUCCAGCCCGGAGUCAACCGCUGCAAGCUCAUCUCCAGGAAGGACUUUGAGACGCUCUACAACGACUGCACCAACGCCAGCUCAAGACCUGGGAGGCCUCCGAAGAGGACGCAGAGUGUUACAUCGCCGGAGAACCCUCACAUCAUGCCGCACUCCGUGCCGGGUCUGAUGUCGCCAGGAAUGAUUCCCCCUACAGGCCUCACAGCUGCAGCCGCCGCCGCAGCAGCCGCCACCAACGCAGCCAUCGCCGAGGCCAUGAAGGUGAAGAAGAUCAAGCUGGAGGUGAUGAGCAGCUACCACGGUAACAGCGCUCAGCACGGCGUCGACUCGGAGAACGGAGACCUGAGCUCCAGCGUGGGUCUGGAACUGCCAUUCAUGAUGAUGCCCCACCCCCUGAUCCCUGUCAGCCUGCCUCCUGCAUCAGUCACCAUGGCAAUGAGUCAGAUGAACCACCUCAGCACCAUCGCCAAUAUGGCCGCCGCAGCACAGGGACAGAGUGCCCCAUGCAGAAUGGUGACAUCAGUGAUUAAGGAACGGGUGCCCGACAGUCCGUCUCCCGUCCCCUCUCUGGAGGACGGCAGGAGGCCGGGGAGCCGUCCCUCGUCUCAGCGCAGCAGCAGCGUCUCCAGCUCCCCAGCACAUACCGAAAGCUCCUCGGACAGAAUCCCUAUUCACCAGAAUGGGCUCUCCAUGAACCAUGCUCUGUUGGGCCUCUCGCCCAGCAUCCUGCCCGGACCCAAGGAGGGGGACUUGGCCACUCACGACAUCGGCCACGAGGCCAAGAGAAUGCACUCAGAGAAAGAAGAAGCUCCCAUGUGCACUCCUACAGCGAGAGACAGCUACGAGAGGUUGUCGCUGGCCGGCCAGGCUUUACCGCCAGGAUUCCCGUCGCCCUUCCUGUUUCCUGAUGGACUGUCAUCGAUAGAGACCCUCCUCACCAACAUUCAGGGUCUGCUGAAAGUGGCCAUCGAUAACGCCCGCGCUCAGGAGAAGCAGGUGCAGCUGGAGAAGACUGAGCUGAAGAUGGAGCUGUUCAGAGAGAGGGAACUCCGGGAGACCCUGGAGAAGCAGCUGGCAGUGGAGCAGAAGAACAGAGCAAUAAUUCAGAAGCGUUUGAAGAAGGAGAAGAAGGCCAAGAGGAAAUUGCAGGAGGCGCUGGAGUACGAGUGUAAGCGGCGAGAGCAGGCGGAGCAGUCACUCAAACAGUCUUCACCUACAGAGAGCCUCCGCUCCCUCAACGACUCGUUGACCCAGGAGAUAGAGACUGACCGCAGCAGUGGCAGAACAGAUGCUGAAAGGACAAUACAAGAUGGAAGACUAUUUUUGAAGACCACAGUGAUGUACUGAUGGGAAGGUGUGGAGGACUUAUGAAGUCUGUCAUAUGAAGAUUCUGAAGAGUUAUCAUAUGAAGAGAAUCCUGUUUAAGGGUAUUUUUAAUAGUUACAGAAACAGGUCAGGCUGAUCGCAGAGGCUCCAUGGAGAGGGCUGAGUUCGGCCCGCAGCUGAAGGAAGGGUCGAGUCAGAAUGUAGAAUUAGGACUCUUCUUCUCACCAGUAUCACCAUAACCAUCAUCAUCAUCAUCAUCAUCAACAACAACAACAACGACGACGACAACAACAACAUAUUGCGACAGAUAUGGGAUUAUCAUGUCAGCUCUUUCGGAAGGCGACAAUUUGAGCACAGUAAAAUGUACCGCAGGGUACACUCGGUGAUUAUAUUUACAACAAAAUUCACAGCACUGAAGAUUUUUAUACUGUAUUUAAACCAGCGAGAAAGCUUUGAGAAAGAAAUUCUGAUCCAGGGUUUUUUUGUUUUGUAUUAAAAGAUAAAAAAUAAUAAAUAAAUCCUUAAUGUCAUAGCUUAUUGCCAAGUUGUGAAAGAUCGAAGCUUGGAGUUGAAAAAAAAGCCUCUGGAAAUGUGAAUUUGAAUAUAUGUUGAUCAAUAGAAACGACUAAUCUUUGCUUUAAAUGUUUUCUAAAUUAGAAAAAAAAAUACAAUCAAGUUUCAUUUUUAUCAUUGUUGUAUAUACGAGAACAGAAACUAGGUUAACCCGCUCACUUUGUUAUGUGUAUAUAAAGUUAAAGACGGUAUUGUGUAUGCAGUAGAACUAUUAGGAAAACAAUACCAACAUUUAUAUUGAAUUUAUAGAUUUGUUUCUGAGCCAUCAUUCUUUCAGAUAGCUGCCAUUACGGUGGAAGCAUGCAGGCAUGUAAAUGUUUGUCCUGAAUUCCUGUUACUCAAUAAAUACUUAACUGUGUUGAACAACUAGGGUUGGUUCACUUACGCCCUGAUGAAUUUGACUAAAAGCGUUAUUUCACAUCUUUUUGGUAGGGGUGGGCAAUAUGAGGAUAUUUUAUCUGUGUUGUGAUGAGUUGAUUCAUCUUAAAUUGCUUUUUUUAAACAUACAAAUAAAAGAAAAUGGAAGGAAAUGCAUGUUUUUUGACAUAAAGAGCGUCUUUAGUCUUGUUUAAUUGGGUUUUACUCAAUACUCAUUCACACAAAUCUUAGUAAUCUUAGUUUUCUUACAGUUUUUUAUAUUUUAUUUGUAUUAAUUACUGUAUAACUACUAUGGCACUACUGGUGUUUUUUUUCUACCAGAUACUCUACAGAUAUUCUAUCAUGAUUAAAAUAUUUAAGUAUUUAAGUAGGGCUAUAUUGUGCCACUUUGCCAUAUCGCCCACCCCUACUCCAAUAUACUGUAGAUCAUCAGCUGUGUUAACUGUAUUAUAUUUAAAAGCAUCUCUUUCUUGUGUUGGUUUUACAAUAUAAACAUAUGCAAACACUCACUGUCCAAACAGCAAGAGCAUCACAACUGAACUGAACAGAGUUGACAGCUGAAUCCUAUUCCAGUAUGUUUUUAAAAAUAUGAUACAAUAAAUUUUGAGGUAAAGAAAAUCAAGUUAAUAAUGAGAUAUAAAAAAAAUAUAGAAAGGAACAAUAAGUAAUUGUUUGCAUUUAUUGCAUUGUUUCGGGCAAGCACUUACCUAGACUUUACUUACAGAAAUCAGGAUAAAUUAACCCAUUGUGCAUCAUUUUAGUAGUUCCCUUGCUGCCAGUACACCUACUAAAAGGACCUGCCAGUUGUAGUGAAUCAACAUAUAUAUAUAUAUAUAUAUAUAUAUAUAUAUAUAUAUAUAUGAUUAACUGCAAUUAAUAGCACUUGUUCCGUAAUAGCGUUUCUCCCACUGUUUGGUUUGGUUUCACACAGGCAUAAACCUAAACGCACCAAAUUGCACUACCAAUACACCAUGCAAGCACAUUGUCUCCUCUGAUUGGUCGGAGUGGUCUGGUGCGAGAGCAAGAAAGUAAAUAUAAUGAGAAGAUUCUGUGUUCCACUGCAUAUAUCUGUGAUAGCAUUUGGGCUAAUAUAUCAGAUUAAACUACUCCUUAUCAUCAGCUUAACUUUAAUUAUAAAGCAGAAUAUUUGAUAGCUGGGUCGGAUCAAGACCAAAUUAUGUUCUCAGCACAUGCUCCAUUCGUUGGGCAGAUUACAAUAAAAAAAUUAUUUAAUAUAUAUACACACUCAAUAUAUUGAUUAGUAUAUUGAUACAGUAUAUUGACACAUAGCAUAUCAUACCUAUCAAGUUCAGUUCUUCCUAUUCUUGCUAUUGUUUUCUAAAGGGCAAAACAAAAGGGCAGAUUUUCCAAACAAAGACUUAAACAGCAUUAGGAAUUAUAUUAGUUUUUUUUUUUUUAACUGAGCUCUUCUAAUGUAUAACCAUAUAUUGAUUGAGUUUUAUCUUUAAUAAUUAUUUUUUUAGCAUUAAAAAAAACUGUACUUUGUAAAAUGUGCUUUUUAUUUAGAUCAAUUCAGAUCUAUUUCGAUUCUCCCAACACACAGAAAUAUUGAUAUAUGAUUAAUAUACAGUAUUUGUGUUUAUUCAUUGGAAAAGCUCAGUUAUUCUAGGACAAAAACAGUUUCCCACACACUGCAGUCUCUCUCUCCUCUACACUGGAAGCCAAGCUAUGCUCUUAUGCUCUUACCAGAUGAACGAUUGAGGGGGUUUAAUCUAUUACUGUACUUUUAAUAUAUUUUAUCUCCAAAAUUUCCUCAAAUGUUCUCCCAUACAGUGCAAGUAACAUUGUGUUUCUCGUGUUCUCAUUGUGAUGUGAUUUUAUACCUCUUUACCUGCUAUUGUAGCUGUACAAAACCAGCACCAAUCCCAGUCUGGUUAAGAACGAACGGAUAAGACGUUCGUUUGAUUUAAAGUUGAGUUAAAAGGUUUAUUUUUGGAGUCGUGCUCAGUUGAUUUGACCUCAGUUUUACAGGGAUUAAAGAACAAUCAGUCGCUGGGUGGCAGUUUUGUAUCAGUUUUUCCUAAAAACUAAAAAAAUCAAGUUUAAAAUAAUCUCUUCAGAGAUUUCCUGUAAAAAAUAAAAAAAAACUCCUGCUACUAAAUUCUGUUUGACGGAAUCAUGUAUCCUCUCCUCACGACUAGAGUCUGUCGGGUUUUUUUUCUUGCCUGUCAUUCCUGUAUUUCACAUGUAUAUAAAGUUAGUGUUGAUAAUAAAAGCAAUGUGUUUUA